Molecule: messenger RNA, 1113 nt
Organism: Melanotaenia boesemani (Boeseman's rainbowfish)
Lineage: Eukaryota; Metazoa; Chordata; Actinopteri; Atheriniformes; Melanotaeniidae
Product: myelin and lymphocyte protein-like
Exons: 4
Coding region: 85-543 (152 amino acids)
Biological process (GO): myelination
Cellular component (GO): membrane
Molecular function (GO): structural constituent of myelin sheath
Source: RefSeq, a predicted model, not a curated record
CCUGCUGCUGCUCCGUUAGAUCAGGGGAUUAGGCAGGUUGUGCAUUUGCUGAUAACUCAGCAUUGAGAGAAGGACCAGGCAGAAAUGGCUGCAACUACUGCUCAGUCUGUGGGGAGCCUUCCCAGUGGAUUAGAGAUAUGCACGACAGCCCCAGAUAUAUUUUACCUGCCUGAACUGGUGUUUGGUGGGUUGGUGUGGAUCCUGGUGGCGUCGACCCAUGUGAACCCUCCAAACCCCCUGGCGUGGGUGAUGUUCGUCUCUGUCUUCUGCUUUGUCAUGACUUUCCUCUGGAUGAUCAUCUUCGCUGCCGGAUGUCAUAAGAACAGCUCCGGCUGGGCUGCUGCUGAUUUUGGGUACCAUGGCUUGGCCGUGCUCUUCUACCUGAGUGCAGGGGUGGAUUUGGCUUUUAUCACAUUCUUGUAUCAAGCUGGAGAAUUUAGGAUUUACCAGAUUGAUAUUUCUGCUGUGGUGUUUGCCUUUGCUGCCACACUUCUCUACUUCAUCCAUGCUAUCCUCUCUGCAAUCCGGUGGAAACAUUUCUAAAGAAUAAAGAAUCCUCUGGACAAGUGUGUGUGUGUGUCUGGUGGAAAUACCCACAAGCAACAAUAACUCCAGACUCAACAGUCUUUAUUCUUUCAUCAGCUCAGUAUUUUCUCAUUUGUAAUAUAAUAAAAAAGCUGUAACACACACACAAACACACACGCAUUAUAUGGCUGAGCUCAUGUUUAUGUUCAUGUUUAUUUUGCCAUGUUACACAAUAUUUGGUUAAGCAGAUUAUUGCUUUGUAGACUUACAGCCAAUAAUUUAGAACAGAGUAAAUAAUUGGUUAGGUAAAGUGCUGUAAUUCUAUCAUCCAAAAAGACGCUAUUGAAAUGUAAUCUUUUUUUCUGGCACCAUAUAUGUUUUAAGAGCCAUCGAUCAGAAAAUGAUCAUCAUUGGUCAGCUUGUUUUGCUUGUUAGAAAUAUGGUAAAACAAAGGAAAACAUUAUUGUUGAUAAUGAUAUCUCAAUUAUAACAGUUCUAAAUCUUGUUUUUCUAAGUAUAAUGAAUAUGAUUAUGAUUAUUAUUACUGAAUAUCUAGGUAUGUCAAUAAACUCAAGUGGUGCAAUCGGU